Molecule: messenger RNA, 1905 nt
Organism: Miscanthus lutarioriparius
Lineage: Eukaryota; Viridiplantae; Streptophyta; Magnoliopsida; Poales; Poaceae
Source: the annotation of a GenBank genome assembly
AUGGAGGUGGAGGCUCUGGAGAAGGGGCACACAGCUUUUGCCAAGACGAUGAAAUCUUUCAGUUCUUCAGAACGCUAUUUUGAGGAUAUAUAUGCUACAGAUACUUUGCGUUCUUCAGACAAAACAAUUGUUCUACCUAUGCCGCAAGUUGUAAAAGCUGAGGUGAAAAGUGAUAUCAGUAAGGAAGCUCAACCUGGGAGGGGAGCACAAAGCACCUUGAGAAAGGAGAUUCUGCAGCUUGAGAAGCACCUCAAGGAUCAACAGGUUGUUCGUGGUGCACUGGAAAAAGCUUUAGGGCCUAACGCUGCUCAAGUCAACUUGUCACCAGAGAAUCCAAUGCCAAAGGCAGCUAAUGAAUUGAUAAGGGAGAUUGCCACAUUGGAGCUCGAGGUCAAGAAUAUGGAGCAGUAUCUCCUGACACUGUACCGGAAAGCAUUUGAGCAGCAAGCAUCUGCAUUUUCUCCCCCUGAUUGCCGGGAAGCUCCAAAAUUGUCAAUGAGCUCACGUUGCGGGCAGCUCCGGGAAACGCCCAUGGCAAUGAAGUCUUGCAAGAGUAGAGGGGAUGCAGCGCUCCGGUCCAGUUACCCGCCGGUGCAUAAGAAAUUGAAUGAUCCAUUGGCAGAUUGCUGCACAUCCGCUCGCUCUGAUAGAGCGGUUGAUUCAGAUGUCCUCCGCUGCCAGUCUGCAUUGUCAUACCGUGGAGUUUGUUCGUCCAGGAUAUUGCCUUCAGAGGAUGAUAGUCUUGCAAGGGCUCUUCGCUCAUGCCACUCACAGCCAUUCUCAUUCGUAGAGGAAGGAGAGACUGGUGCAUCAGGAAUGAUAAGCUUAGCAGAGUAUCUAGGAACUAAUGUAGCUGACCACAUCCCUGAAACUCCCAACAACCUUUCAGAGGAGAUGGUGAGAUGCAUGGCGGGGAUAUACUGCAGACUUGCAGAUCCUCCCUUGGUUCACCAUGGCUCAUCGUCUUCGCGAUCGUCGUCGUUCUCCUCAACUAGUGCAAUCUCUCCACAGUAUGUUGGGGACAUGUGGAGUCCCCAUUACAAGAGAGAAACGACUCUGGACUCCCGUUUGAUAAACCCAUUCCAUGUCGAGGGUUUGAAGGAGUUCAGUGGACCUUACAACACAAUGGUUGAAGUUCCUAUGAUUAGCCGUGACAGUCGGAGGCUGAAAGAAGCUGAGGAUCUGCUCCAGACUUACAAGUUGAUUUUGUACCGGUUGGAAGCCGUUGAUCUGAGGAGAAUGACAUAUGAAGAAAAGAUAGCAUUCUGGGUCAACAUACACAAUGCUUUGCUGAUGCAUGCUUAUCUGAAGAAUGGCGUCCCACAGAACAAUCUAAAGAAAACAUCCCUACUUGUUAAGGCUGCCUGCAAAAUAGCUGGACGCAACAUCAACGCCGCUGUUAUCCAGAGCAUUGUUCUUGGAUGUAACACACAUUGCCCCGGACAGUGGCUACGGACGCUGCUUUACCCCAGGAUCAAAAGCAAAGUGAGCAAAGCGGGGCAUGAGUGGCGAGCCUUUGCCGUUGCACAAUCAGAGCCUCUUUUACGCUUUGCGCUUUGUUCCGGCAGCCAUUCUGAUCCCGCGGUGAGGGUGUACACUCCGAAGCGGCUGUUCCACCAGCUGGAGGCGGCCAAGGAGGAGUUCAUCCGGGCGACGGCCGGCGUGUGGAAGGAGCAGAAGCUGCUGCUCCCCAAGCUCGUGGAGGCGUACGCCAAGGACGUGAAGCUCUCGUCGCAGGGCCUCGUGGACAUGGUCCAGCGCUACCUCCCUGAGAGCAUGAGGAUGGCCGUGCAGCGGUGCCAGCAGGGCGGCAGGUCGUCGGGCAAGGUCGUGGAGUGGGUGCCCUACAACCCGGCCUUCCGCUACCUGCUCGCCAGGGACCUCGCGUUCCCUCACCUCAGCUGA